AUGGUCCUCCUUACCUCGUCCUCAAUAUCUGUCGUUCUGUCCAGCGGGGUCGUAUGCAUGUUCACAUUCCUCCUGUUCCUGUCAGGCUAUGUCGUUCAACAGCAGACUGUACGCUCUCUGCAAGCUGCGCUGCAUGCGCCGCCAAUGCCCACCCCAACAUUGCCAGUGUAUUUCCAGAAAGGACACGAGAGCGAGUGGACCGAGGUAGCGAACGCGACAGAGCCUGUUGGAAAGAACGCGGCUGAGGCUGAACUAGAAUUCCCUGAGGAAAGAAGGCCGUCGGGUUUCCAGACAAUCAUGAAAAGCGACCCGGAGCCAACUGCUCCGCCAUUCAGCGAAGUUGGGAUGGAAGUUCAGCCCCUUGUCCUGGGUGAAGCAGUUACUGAGACUUCACCUGCAGCGCAGCUCUCGACACCAAGCGUCCUUUCUGACGAGCGAACCAAAAUCGUUGAACAAAUACCGUUGACUGCACCUUCAACUCCCGAGCCCGCCUCUGAAUCGUCAGCGCGUCUUGCAUACGCCCAGCUUCUCAGCAAUCCAUCACAGAUUUGUAGUGCCCUUCUUUUCUUCAGGCAGCAGAUGGAGCAUGGCGACCCCGACAUCAGCCGCAUUAUACUUUAUCCCUCACUGUGGGAUGAGGACAGCUCAUCUGAUGCAUAUAGCAAUGCUAUAACGCUCAUGUGGCUGGUCAAGGAUCAGUACAAGAUCGUAUAUGAAUCAUUCAUAGUCGAAGACUCAUCGAGAGAACGGAGUAUCGAAAAAGAACUGAUCGCUCAUCUUGCAACAGACAAUUGGGGACUUGACCGAAUAAUGUAUCUCCGCAGCCCAGGCUUAGCGCUCAACAUUCCAGCUCUGGACUCAGCGCUGCAAGCCUCAAAGAGAAAUUCCUCGCUGUCUAGAGGUUGGGCUAGUGCGAGUGUUGAGCCAUCCGCGGACCAUCCAAUAUUGUUGAUCUCAGAUGAGGGGACACACAUGCCGCGAGGCAGCAACAGACGCUUGAUCGCAAAGGCGUUCACAUCACACGCAAAUCACCAUGAGAACGAGAUGGACGUGGAAGCUGCUGCGCGCACGGCAGCUUAUGUCCAUUUCGAAGAAGGGGAGCUUGAGCACCGAAGAACGGAGAAGGAAUGGUAUGGAGGGGUAUUUGAGAAGUACGAGAGAGGAAGAGCGGAGGUUUGUAGGGAUAUCAGUUUUGAUGAUAAGAGGACAGAGCUCAGGAAGACCAAAAGGAGAGGAUGGAGGUGA
Molecule: messenger RNA, 1245 nt
Organism: Endocarpon pusillum Z07020
Lineage: Eukaryota; Fungi; Ascomycota; Eurotiomycetes; Verrucariales; Verrucariaceae
Exons: 1
Coding region: 1-1245 (414 amino acids)
Source: RefSeq, a predicted model, not a curated record